Messenger RNA from Salvia splendens (bonfire salvia), 1119 nucleotides. RefSeq lists its product as uncharacterized. The transcript has 2 exons. Gene Ontology annotation, molecular function: zinc ion binding; nucleic acid binding. The record is from RefSeq and is a predicted model, not a curated record. Bases 1 to 1119 code for a protein of 372 amino acids. Lineage: Eukaryota; Viridiplantae; Streptophyta; Magnoliopsida; Lamiales; Lamiaceae.
AUGCCACCAAGACGUAGACGUGGUCCAAGAGUGGAGAACAAUGUGGGGGAACAGGCAGAGGGAAGUGUCGGGAAUCUACCCCCGCCUCCACCACCACCCCUACCCCAACCAAAUGAAAGGGAAUACAUCAAGGCCUUUCGGAAAGAGAACCCACCCAAAUUUGAUGGAUUGGGAGAACCCCCGAAGGCGGAGGCAUGGGUACGCGACCUUGAGCGUAUAUUUGACUUUAUGGGAUGCACGGAUAGGGAACGCCUGGCCUGCAUGACUUAUCAACUGACAGGACCCGCUGAUUUUUUGUGGGAAACCAAGAAGAGAACCAUGGACCCCGCUCGUCGUGAGGCGCUUACUUGGGAAGAAUUUAAGGAAGAAGUGUACAACAAAUAUGUUCCCAUGAGUUAUCGGCGAUCGAAAGUAGUGGAGUUCCACACCUUAAAACAAGGAAACAUGACGGUCACGGAGUAUGACCGCGCCCUAUGUGAGAUGACUCGUUAUGCGCCAGAAUUGAUAGACACAGACGAGAAGAUGGCUACGAAGUUUCGUUCCGGCCUUAGACCCAAGAUAAGGGUAGCUGUGGCCAGUCGCAGGGGAAUUCCUUAUUCUGAGGUGUUGGGCUGCGCUCACGACGUGGAAGAAGCGCUACCCAAGAAUGAGAGGACAACAAAUCCUACACCGUCCGCACCCCUAUCGAACUUUAGAGACAAGAGGAAGUGGGAUGGAAACCGAGCUCCUUUUGACAACAAGCGGCGUUUUUCCACUUUUCGGCAACCGCAGAACCAUGGGCGCCAAGUUGUGCCACAUCAGAGGGGAAACCCGCAGAGAACACCCUACUGUAAUCGGUGUUCCAAGUAUCAUGUUGGGGAAUGCAGAAUUGGAGGCAUUCGGUGCUAUGCCUGCGGUGGAAAUGGGCACAUGUCUCGAGAGUGCCCAAAUAACAACAAGGGUGGAGCGAAGAAUGGGCAAGGACAGAGGCCACCCCAACAGCCACAACCAAUCCGACAAGUGGCCCCACAGCAAGCGAGGGCAUAUGCGCUAAGGGGAAAUCAAGGGCAGGAACCCCAAGCCAUCAAGGGCAAGGAGAAUUUGGCAGCUAAAAAUUCUGCAGGGCUGGCAGCUGCAUAG